Pangasianodon hypophthalmus (striped catfish) is the source of this 2449-nucleotide messenger RNA. It is a transcript of the gene lypd6, whose product is annotated as LY6/PLAUR domain containing 6. The transcript is spliced from 5 exons. The record is from RefSeq and is a predicted model, not a curated record. Gene Ontology annotation, biological process: positive regulation of canonical Wnt signaling pathway. Gene Ontology annotation, molecular function: acetylcholine receptor inhibitor activity. Lineage: Eukaryota; Metazoa; Chordata; Actinopteri; Siluriformes; Pangasiidae. The coding region runs from base 289 to 804 and encodes 171 amino acids.
GCGCACCCGCGUAACUAGAGCGCGCACACCGGAAGCGGCGCGCGUGUGCGCGUCCACGCUGCGGACUUGUGACAGCACAAAACCCGGAGGAGCAGAGAGAUGGACUGUGUAGUGAUCUGGUGAAAAAAAAGAGAGAGAGAGAGAGAGAGAAAGCACAGAGAAGAGAAAGCAGGAGAGCUUUGGAGCUGAGGCUGAAGUUGAUCAGGAGAGAGAGGGUUUAUUUCUGCUUCCGGUGCAUUUUGGGAUUUGACCCAUCGCAGAGCUGCAUGUGUGAGUGUACGCCCAGCAAUGGAACCCUGGCCUAUAGUGGCCUGGUUCUUAAUGCUGACUUUCAUCGCUGACUGGCUAAAGACUGUGCGGUCAAGAGACUUUACAAAAAAGGACAUUAUUUUUCUCCAUCCCUCUACUACUCCAUAUCCAGGAGGAUUCAAGUGUUUUACGUGUGAGGAAGCGGCUGACAAUUACGAGUGUAAUCGCUGGGCACCAGAUGUGUAUUGCCCACAAGAGACUAAAUAUUGUUAUACACAUCACAAGCUGGACUGGGGUGGAAACACGGUGUCGGUGACGAAGCGCUGUGUCGCACUGGACGACUGUCUCACUACCGGCUGCACUGACAUGGACCAUGAAGGAAACAGGGUGUGUGUUUCCUGUUGUGAGGGAAACAUCUGUAACAUGCCUCUCCCAAGGAAUGAAACGGACGCCAUCUUUGCCACUACAUCACCCCUGAAUGGCAGCAACCAUGCUGCUCUGGAUCAUACACUGCUCCUCUCCUUCAUCCUCAUCCUCCUCCUCAGCCAUGGCUGAUCCUUUACUGUGCACUGCUUGUUAAUGGAUGAUCAACUAACCUGGUUCUUUGCUUCAGAUAUUACAGUAAUACAAUUGUGAAAUUGCUUUAACGUAACACACAGCCCUUCCCAUGGGUGUCGAGAUGGCAACAUGGAUAAGUGGCGGAGGUAAUGGCCAGCCUCAAAGCCCUUUUUGAUUAGGAUUUACAAACACUAGUCAUUUUUAAGACCUUAAACUCACAUUAUUUUAGUGUUACACUUCUAGUAACAAAUUACAGUGGAUCCUUUUGAGCUGGAAAGAACAUGAGGGGUAAGAAACAGAGGAACAAACAGUGGUUUAUGCAUUAAUGAGCAAUAACUGGAAAAAAAAACUGUGGCUGGAUCAAUUUUUAGAUCAACCUCCUGCAAAUGAAGUGUAAUUUGUUUUUCAUCAGCUGUUCUACAGUUUUCUUUGCUACCUUUGCUGCUAAAGCAUCCUAUGUAUAAGAAGUCAUUCUUGUAUAAAAGUAGACUUUUGAAGCUCAGGCUUCAUGAGCAGCAUGUAUUAACCUGUCAAAAUGUAGGCCUCUGCCUUUUACCACACUGAGUAUAUGGAGGAACCGGCGGAGGAAUCCGGGAUCAUAUUUAUUGUUAAACGGAAACAAAACUGUACAUUUUGUGCCAUGAAUCAUAAUUUAGAUAUGUAUUUAUUUCUUUUACCAUACAUGUCUGGUAGGACGCUGACAUUAAAGCGCAAUACGUAAACAAUAGGUCACCACAUGAACCUAGGAGUGCAACCCGUGUGAACAUUCUUUUAAACCCACCAACAAUUUUUUUUCAGUCAUGAACGUUUCUUCAUGAGCAAACAAAAAAAAAAAGCCUUAACGUGCUGCACUUAUUUAUCAUUUUCAUUUUGCUGUCACAUGAUGUUUUAUAAUCAUUCAUCAUCAACUGUUAUAAAGCACUUGUGUACAGAUGUAUGUGUAAGAUACGCAUGUUGAGAAUCGUAGUGUUCGUGUUAAAUUUUGAAUCCGUUUUUAAGCCACUGGUGGCUCAUGUGGUAUAAACGGUGUAUGUGGCCCUUUACCCUUUGUGUGGGUUUAUUUUAUCUGUGCUAGACAUUCCGCUGAAGGCUAUUAAUGUUACUGUGACAUGUUACCAGUUCAUCGCUUUGUCGGUGCUCAUAAACAAAAAAAAAAAAAAAAAAAAAAAAAAACGUGCAGUGUUUGCAGCUACAGUGUUAUUGUUCGUUUUGGAUUUAUGAUUUGUUUAGGCGAACUGCCCAGGACUGGAAAGAAGUUGUUUCCUUUCAGAAUAUAAAUGCCAAGCAUGGAACAUUUUGUUCCAUAAACUGCAAUUUUUUUUUGACUCUGUAAAACAAAGGGCAUGAUCGUUACCCAUAGUUAACAGAAGGGCUAACACAAUCUCUCGUGUCUUCAGUGUCGCUCAGGUAAUCGCGUACCAUAGAAGAAGACCGUGCCAGUUACACAUUGUGCAUAAAAUGGAGUGUGCCUAACAGAAAAACCCUGCAGGACCAAAAUAUUGUGCAUGAAUCAUGUUCUACGUGCUAAGCUGUAUGCCAAGUUUGAUACAAUUUUUUUUUUUUUUUUUUAAAGAAGUUUGUAUUUUUUUUGUAAAUGAGUGUACAUACUUUUGAAUAUAUUAAAGAACACAGUAAAAUUUGC